UGAAAAAUCUCUGAAUCGGAUCUUCCCCCCAAGGCUUCAGCUAUCGAGAAGGAAAUAGGCGGGACCCACCGGCCUCCAACACAGUGAACCUACGUACCGGUUUUUCCACUUCCGGGGAAAGAAGAGUCAGACAGCUUCACCUAAUUCGGCUCCCCCUCAUCAUCCCUGUUCGAAUGCGACGAUCUCUCUCUCUCUCUCUCUCUCUCUCUCUUUGACAGCUUUGUCAAUCAGACCUGGGCUCAGAGGGUUACUGUGAACCAAAACGUCGCUUUUUCCGUCAAAACCUCUAAAGGGUUUCUUCUAAAUGCAUAUAUUUGUUGCAGGGUUUCUGAGUAAUACUCAAGGGUUCCCUACUGGAAUCGCCUAACCAUGGCUUCUUCUUUCUUUCGGUUGCUUGUCAUUUCACUGUCGCUUUUGGUUUGGGCAUGUGGGUUCCAAGGUUGCGAUGGCCAUACUUUCAGCUUCAAGAUGCACCACAGAUUCUCCGAAACAGUGAUGAAAUGGACGCAGAGAGCAGAGAAGGGAAUCCUCGUUGAUCAUUGGCCGGAGAAGGGAACUGCCGAUUACUAUUCCACUUUGGCUGAUCGGGAUCGGAUCAUGCGAGGUUUUAGAUUUAUGGAUGUCGAUCAGCACAUCACAUUCGCUGAUGGCAACUCUACUAUCCGGAUCAGCUCCUUGGGAUUUUUGCAUUACACUACCGUUUCACUGGGGACGCCGGCUAAGACGUUUCUGGUGGCACUAGAUACCGGGAGUGACCUGUUCUGGGUCCCUUGUGAUUGCAGGAAAUGUGCACCUCUUGCAAGCUCAAACUACGGAUCUGAUGGUGAGAUAAAUAUCUAUAACCCUGAGGAGUCAUCAACACGAAAAAAAGUAACCUGCAACAACAUUUUAUGUGCCCAAAGAAGUAGAUGCCUUGGAACAUUCAGUGAUUGCCCAUAUGUGGUUUCAUAUGUUUCAGCCGAUACCUCAACUUCUGGCAUUCUAAUAGAGGAUGUUCUGCACUUAAAAACAGAAGAUAGUUCCCCACAAGUUGUGGAUGCUGUGAUAACAUUCGGAUGUGGACAGGUCCAGACUGGUUCCUUUCUUGAUGUUGCGGCGCCCAAUGGUUUAUUUGGGCUUGGAAUGGAGAAGGUUUCUGUUCCUAGCAUUUUAUCCAGAGAAGGCCUUAUAGAAGAUUCUUUCUCUAUGUGUUUCGGUCGUGAUGGAGUUGGAAGGAUUAGCUUUGGAGACAAGGGUAGCCCUGACCAAGAAGAAACUGACUUCAAUAUUAAUCAAUUUCAACCAAUGUAUAACAUCAGUAUAACUCAAAUGCGUGUGGGGACAAGUCUAAUUGAUACAGAUUUUAGUGCUCUUUUCGAUUCUGGUACUUCCUUUACCUACCUGGUUGAUCCAGCAUAUACACGGCUCUCUGAGGAUUUUGAUUUACAGGCAAAAGACAGACGUCGUCCACAAGAUCCAAGGAUGCCUUUUGAAUAUUGUUAUGACAUGAGUCCUAGUGCAAAUAGUAGUUUAAUACCAAGCAUGAGCCUAACCAUGAAAGGUGGGAGCCAGUUUCCUGUGUACGAUCCGAUAAUUGUCAUCUCCACUCGGGCUGAACUUGUAUAUUGUUUGGCUGUUGUCAAGAGUGAUGACAUGAAUAUAAUCGGGCAGAACUUCAUGACUGGUUACCUUAUUGUAUUUGACCGUGAAAAGUCAGUGCUGGGAUGGACAGAAUCUGACUGUUAUGCUGUCAAUGGUUCCAGUACUACGAAUACACAACCCAAGACUACCACUUCACCUCCUCCAAAAAGCCCCCGCAACUCUACAGCCAUGCCUCCUGCCAGUGCUGCGGGACCCGGUAGCGUCUCCCCGGAAUCUGCAAAGCGAAGUGGGAAUGAUUCUUUGUCUUCAGGGGCACCAUCAGCUUCAGUUCAAUGGUCCCAAAGUUUGAACCUCUGCAAUUGUCGUUCCUUGAUACUCUUUCUUGUAUUUUUCACCAUUAUAUGAUUAUUCAUUUUUCAGCCUAAUAAUGAAGUUUGGUAGGAGCUGCCCGUGUAUAUAUUUAUAGACUUUCAGUUAGGCUCAGUUUUACCCAUGAAUGGGGCUCUCCUUUAUGUGGUCUUCUUUUCCGAAGAUUGCCAUUGAAUUAUUUUCAGACGAUCAGUUGUAUUUAUGACCAAUAACCAUUUACAUCCCCUAUAGCUUUGAGCUC
This is a messenger RNA of Telopea speciosissima, 2191 nucleotides long. Its product is annotated as aspartyl protease family protein 1-like. Gene Ontology annotation, biological process: proteolysis. The transcript has 10 exons. The record is from RefSeq and is a predicted model, not a curated record. NCBI's taxonomy places the organism in Eukaryota, Viridiplantae, Streptophyta, Magnoliopsida, Proteales, Proteaceae. The coding region runs from base 370 to 1986 and encodes 538 amino acids. Gene Ontology annotation, molecular function: aspartic-type endopeptidase activity.